Messenger RNA from Protopterus annectens (West African lungfish), 2709 nucleotides. RefSeq names its product chloride intracellular channel 4 (gene CLIC4). Lineage: Eukaryota; Metazoa; Chordata; Ceratodontiformes; Protopteridae. The transcript is spliced from 6 exons. The coding region runs from base 533 to 1291 and encodes 252 amino acids. The record is from RefSeq and is a predicted model, not a curated record.
CCAGACUGGCAAAAAACCGCCACAAGGCCACUGAAAUAUAUUACUUCCCUACCUCGUUUAGAAGUACGAGGAGUGGAUACUGCGGUUCUGGAAAAUAAGACUGCCCGAGCAUCUCCUCCCCUUCACUGGCCCCCCUCACACUCCGGCGAAUCGAGAGGCAUGACAUCAGAGCUUUAAAAUAUCCCAGUUUCCUUUUUCUCCUCUCGCUGCCCAGCUGGAGGGAGACCCUUACAAUAAUUCUGAGUGCAUGAGUUCCGUUAGAGGUAUAGAGCUCUUCUUAACUACAAGACUAAAGCAGCUCCUGCUACACCCUGUGAGGGACACACAUAUCUUUGUGUGUAUAACGUAAAAAGUGACGAAGAGUAGAGGACUCGUCAGGGCUUAAACCCAACCUUUUGAGAGGAAAAAAAGUAGACCGUUAGCAGCUGGCGCGAGCUUCCAGACAGAAAAAGAAGCGCCCAGCCCGUCAAAAAGGACUUUCCAAGGACUGAGCAGUAAAAAAAUCUUAUAUAAAAGUUGGUGCAGCAGCAUUAUGUCUUUCUCAGUACCACAGAACGGAGUGAAAGAGGACAAAGAACCAGUCAUUGAACUGUUUGUGAAGGCUGGUUAUGAUGGCGAAAGCAUCGGGAACUGCCCCUUCUCACAAAGGCUUUUCAUGAUCCUUUGGCUUAAAGGAGUGGUCUUCAAUGUAACAACAGUUGACUUGAAAAGAAAACCUGCUGAUCUGCAGAAUUUAGCUCCAGGAACACAUCCUCCUUUCAUCACUUUCAAUGGUGAGGUGAAAACAGAUGUUAACAAAAUAGAAGAAUUCCUUGAGGAAGUGCUGUGUCCCCCAAAGUAUAUGAAGCUUGCAGCAAGAUACCCAGAGUCCUACACUGCUGGAAUGGAUAUCUUUGCCAAGUUCUCGGCAUAUAUCAAGAAUUCAAAGCCGGAGGCUAAUGAAGGCCUGGAGCGUACACUCCUAAAGACUUUGCAGAAGUUGGAUGAGUAUCUUAACACACCUCAUCCAGAUGAAAUUGAUGAGAACAGCAUGGAAGACAUCAAGGUGUCCAGUCGCAAGUUUCUUGAUGGAGAUGAGUUAACACUAGCUGACUGCAAUCUUCUGCCAAAGCUGCAUAUUGUCAAAAUUGUUGCAAAGAAAUAUCGUGGUUUUGAAAUUCCCAAAGAUAUGACAGGGAUUUGGAGAUAUCUCACCAAUGCCUACAGCAGAGAUGAAUUCACCAACACAUGCCCAGAUGACAAAGAAAUUGAAAAUGCUUAUGCAGAUGUUGCAAAGCGACUUACCAAAUAAGCAACUCUACUGUGAUGAGAAGGACACUCACGAACAUUUGAUCACAGAAUGACUCUUAACACUGUUUUCUGAGUAUGCAUUGGCAUAAUAGUAUUGCAUGAAAUAUGACUGAAAUUUCCAGGUGCUAGGAUUAGUGAUAGAGCAGGUACAGUAAUGGUUUAAACUGCAGCAAACCAGCCAAGCAGCUGUCUGUUUAUUGUUGUCUGUCUUUUCCUUAUAACAGCAUAAUGUGUAUUCUUCCUAGGGCUUUUCUUACUUUACUAAUUAUGUAAUGCCACUAAACUAAAUUAUGUUAUCAUCUCUCUCUCGCCAUCCUUUAUUUUGGUUGGAGUCCCUGAUUUACACUAAAUAAUUGUUCUCAGUGCUGUAAAGACUAUUCAGAGUCAGCAGUUUGGGAGAAAGUUAUUUGCGACAUUUACUAGGAAAUGCACCAUACAUUAUUGAGAAAAAGAUUUUUAUUUGGAAUUGCCUGUCUCUUGAGUUUAGGGAAAAAUGAUUUUAAAAGCAAGUAUUGACUGCAGCUAGAGAAUAUAUGUAUUUUUGGUACCGUGGCUGGACAGCUUACAGUGAAAAGAAAUUAGUGUAAUGGGGAUGUGAAGAGAAUGUUUAAAAGCAAAAUGAAGAUGUAAAGAUUAAUUUGAUGUGAACAAGUACAGUUGAUCUUAAGCUAUUUUGCUAGUUAAUUUCAAGACAUCACAGACUUUUCUACGAUAGUUUGUUUCUGUCAUAGUCAUAAUAAUGAAGAAUGUGAGAUGUAUAGACUAAUAGGUCUGAAGUAAAUAUUUCAUUAUAUUCAGAAACAGUCAUGCAGUGUUGAGUAAAAGAUUGCAGAUACCAGGAUUUAGUUUUGACUAAGAGACUUAAUUUGUGUAGGUAGUAAGGUAAAGGAUAGUUUAUUUAGCAUCUAUAGUUGUGGACUUUAGCACAUUUUAAUACAGUGGUCAGUUUGCGUAUUGAAAUGACUGUACUGCACUAGUGAAAAAGGAUCCUUCUGUUGGUAUUUUAAGUCUUAGAUUGUUAAUCUUUUAUGUUUUAUUUCUGCUGUUCCUUGUUUGAUGUACCUAAUGUAGAUGGAUGCAUAUAAUUACUGUGCUAAUGUAAAGUUAUAUACUGUGCCAUUCCAUACAGAAGUUUCUGUGUGCAGAAGUAACGCAAGCUGCUGUUUCAUUUGCAAAGUCAGACAGGUUUUCAGCUACACGCAAGGUAAUUUUUUUUAGUUACCCUGCACAACACAGGGAGGGUGGUAGAGCUGUGAUUAACCUUGAAUGUGAGACACAGUACAAUUCUACCUGUUGCCAACACUGCCAGACUGCCAAAGCCACAGUUGUAAAACAUUAUUGUACAGCUCAGAGGCUUGUUUUGGGCUUUACAUAGGAAAAUAUCCUGUAGUCGACUUAAUAAAAAUUUUUAGCCCAGUU